UUACUACUACAAACAACAUGGCUGACAGGAGAAAAGCAUUGGGAAUUGUUGCAGAUGGCAAUCAAGAAACUGACAGACAGUUCAUGGAUAAAAAUAAUGUCAAUGGAAUGUUGAAGGAUGUUUUAACUAAGCUUAUAGCUAAUCGUCCAGAUGACCCUAUCAGAUUUAUCGCUAAUUAUUUUGAGACAAUCAAUUUAGAAGAUCAAUCGAAUGACCUUAUUGCGAGAGUUGUGCAAAUCAUUAACCUCACACAUCACAGUCGACCAGUUUUUGAAACCAACAUCAUGGCAGCAUAUGACUUACUAAAUAACCACAAAAUUAGCAAGAAAAUUCAUGGUGUCAAUGGCACAGUACACAGCCAACUACUGCAGUCUCUAUGCACAGAGAUUCCAUUACCUGUCACUGUGAAGUUGUUUAAGAAAAUUGGUUGUGCUGAGCACGAGGCAGUGCCUUAUGAUGUGUUUAGGUCAACUGUCUUUACCUGUUGUGUUCUUAAAGAUUAUGUUGGCAUGACUGGAAACCUUUUCAACAUUCUGGAUGUCAGGAAGACUGGUAAAGUUGAUAAAGUUUUAUGUGAGUCAACCCUGGAGCAACUCAACACAGCAUUAGCUAGCUCUCAGAAGGAUGUCAAAAGGAUCAUGGAGUCCAGCUAUCACUUAGGACCUGAGAGUCUCUUUAAAGCACUUGAUAAGGCCUUGUCUAAAAGUCACACCAAGCUUUCAGGUGUGUUCACACGUGAUCAGUUUGUGAUAGAAGCUUGUGAAUGUUUCCUCGCAAAGGUGAAAAAGUUGAAGUGAAGAUUUCACAGCUAGCUGAUGACAAAAAGUGUAUUGUUUCUUUUCACAAGUCACAGGAAUAUUGAAUAAAUCAAAGUUUGCAUUUCUCACACAUUCCAUUUAACUGCAUUCUACUGUGUGGUAGUUAUUUAUUGUUGAAGAGAGAUAACUGAGUAUUUUAAAUAUAUGACUGAGUUAUCUCCAUUUUUUUUUAAAUAAAUAAACUUUGUUAUGGUUACAAAAGUUAUAGUAGGCAUCUGUUAAUUAUUAGUCCCCCUACCCCCGCCU
This is a messenger RNA of Physella acuta, 1064 nucleotides long. RefSeq names its product tubulin polyglutamylase complex subunit 1. The record is from RefSeq and is a predicted model, not a curated record. Gene Ontology annotation, biological process: protein polyglutamylation. NCBI's taxonomy places the organism in Eukaryota, Metazoa, Mollusca, Gastropoda, Physidae. Gene Ontology annotation, molecular function: microtubule binding.